AUGGACGUUGAAUUGAAUGCACCAGAACAGUUUCUAUUAUGUAACAAUGAAAAGUGUUCAACUGCUUUUAAAUACUUGGAUCUCUCAGUUCAUACAAUAGUCGAUGGUCCUGAUCCAAGAGAUCAUCUUGCGAAUGAAAGAAACUUGUUAACUUGGAUAAGAACAGGCACUACCCUGGCUUUGAUAGGUUUCAUGACAUUGUUGGAUAUGCCAACCAAGAACUUUGCACCUUCUUAUAGUCUACCAUGGACUCAGGGUGCUGUCUCUGUGAAUGCAAACAUUCUUUCUUAUAUCUUUGUUGGACUAGGAUUUACGUGUUUCAUCUAUUCACUCUAUAGCUACUUUAGAAACCAAAGACAGAUUGUCAAGAGACUCUUAUGGGUAGGUCAUGGUUGGUUAGGAUAUGCAGUGGCAACCAUAAUGAUGAUCUUUGUUGUGUUUAUUAUGGUCAUGGCAUUAACUGAAGUGCCUUAA
This is a messenger RNA of Gilbertella persicaria, 474 nucleotides long. RefSeq lists its product as uncharacterized. Bases 1 to 474 code for a protein of 157 amino acids. The record is from RefSeq and is a predicted model, not a curated record. The transcript has 2 exons. NCBI's taxonomy places the organism in Eukaryota, Fungi, Mucoromycota, Mucoromycetes, Mucorales, Choanephoraceae.